Hyaloscypha bicolor E is the source of this 844-nucleotide messenger RNA. RefSeq lists its product as uncharacterized. NCBI's taxonomy places the organism in Eukaryota, Fungi, Ascomycota, Leotiomycetes, Helotiales, Hyaloscyphaceae. Bases 80 to 598 code for a protein of 172 amino acids. The transcript has a single exon. The record is from RefSeq and is a predicted model, not a curated record.
CAGGGGCCAUGACUACCUCGGCCAGGAUGGAUCAACCUCCAAGCCAAUCUUUUUAAAACCAAGUGGCGGGUAAGUGGGGAUGAACCUCGUGGAAGAAGCGCAAGAAACAUCGGAUGAGAUGAUCUGGGGUGCUUGCAGCCUCUCCUGCGAGAGAAGAGCAACAACUACGCCACAUUGGGUACGGGGGUACUUCAGCCAAAAUCCUUCGCCUUGGCUGUCCCCAGCAACGGCAAGAAUAGAAAUACCAACACCAACUCCCCCUCAGUCAGCUCCAGAAUUGGAGGUGGAAUUUCUAUUUUGCUUCUGCUGUCGUGCCGCAUCCGUUAUCCCGUUUGAUACCCAAGUGGCUGUGCACCUCAAUCUCUUUCCUCUGCAGAUCCAGUUCCCUCUCCCGCGAGGCUCAAACCCUCGCUGUCUGACCACCGAGCCAUUCUCGCCGGCCCCUUCCCCCCAUCUAUUUCGUUUCCUCGGACUUUCCUUACUUAAUAUGCAUAUAUUCUGCCUGUUCGCCACGCCAAGUGGAUUUUGUUUGUGCAUGUUUUUGUGCUUGCGUGUGUCCUUAUUCGGGAGUUGUGAGCGAGAUUUAGGAGAGUUCUAGAAAGGCUUGGCUUUCAUUCAGUACAGUUGUUGCCUCGUGGGGAGCGCGGACUUACGUGGCCAUGAGGGGAUCGGCGGCUAAGCUUCUUUUCGUUUAGCUGUUAGAAUGAAAUUUGGAAUGUUUCGCGGUGACAAGACUGGUACUUCUUUCAUCUCCGAGUUGAGAUAAAGAUUGUUUCGAGAUCUGAGAUUUGAGAUGAGAUCACGUGAAACAGGGUUUGUUCCCGCCACAAGUUGAUCUUCCGAC